CGUUUGCAUUCACAUCUCAAAGACAUCUACCUACCAAACAUCCAAUGUUUUGCACCGUCGUCAUCUUGGCUUCUCUCCUGUUAUGGAUCACUGCUCUUUCUCCACCCACCGUCAUCAAAUCCCCAAGUCUCAGCAAUUGGGGUUUCUGGAGUAAAGUGGAAAGUUGUCCGUCGGUAUCAUUUGUUCAUGGAAUGAGGAUCAAGUAUGAUGCAGCAAUUUCUCAUGAUAACACUGCUCUCAAUGCGAUUCAAUUUGUCUGCAAGCAUCACAAUCAACAUUUCGAUAAUAUAACUCAUAUAAUAGGAGCUGAUGGACCAUUUGGAGUUUGGCAAAUUAGUUUUCAUUACUGCUCAGAUGGAGACUACGUGAUUGGAUUUGCUCUUCAAUCAGAUACUUCAAGUUCCGGUGAUGGUACUGGUGCCAACAACUUUGCCGCUUAUUGUGGAAAACCAGAUGGAUCAAGAAACAAUUUGAAAUUGAUUAAAGAUGAUAUCCCACGCGAAAACGGAAAAUGGAACGACGAUCAAUUCUGUCCGCUUGGGCAAGUUGUCUGUGGAAUCAGAGUCCAAAUUGAACCGAAUCAAGGAUUAGCCGAUGACACUGGUCUCAACAACGUCGAUUUGCAGUGGUGUGAUUUCACAGACGUCACCUGAUUGCCUAUUUGAACUUGAACUUCUAUUUUUGAAUAAGAAAGCUUUGUGCCAAUACUAUUCACCUUCGACUAGAAUAAAAAAUGGUAAUCA
Molecule: messenger RNA, 743 nt
Organism: Caenorhabditis elegans
Lineage: Eukaryota; Metazoa; Nematoda; Chromadorea; Rhabditida; Rhabditidae
Gene: F28A10.8
Product: Vitelline membrane outer layer protein 1
Exons: 2
Coding region: 45-653 (202 amino acids)
Source: RefSeq, marked reviewed